Molecule: messenger RNA, 648 nt
Organism: Fusarium poae
Lineage: Eukaryota; Fungi; Ascomycota; Sordariomycetes; Hypocreales; Nectriaceae
Exons: 4
Coding region: 1-648 (215 amino acids)
Source: RefSeq, a predicted model, not a curated record
AUGUCGCGACGAAGCGAUCGUCCUCACAGGCAUAGCCGUUCUAGCAAAUCGAGACAGGAAGACAUUCCGAUCGACCCAAACCUGACAGCUGAAGCCUCAUACCCGCAAUACACCGAAUCUGAGGGCUACACGGUAUCCGACCCAUCAGAGAGUCAGGACACAAGCCAGAUGGCGUAUUACAUGAUGCAGCAGCAGCAGCAGCAGCCUGCUACUGUCAACCCCAAUGAAGUUCUUCUGAACCCAGGUCAUAGCUACUCUUCUCAGAGCUAUCCCAGUUCUGCCUACCAAACUGGUGUAUAUGAAGCCGAGCCGGAAGCUUCUUCUUCGGCCGCACAGCCUCCCAGCCAGUACCACUGCUCAGAGUGUGACCGCUUCUUUCCGGGAAAUCGGGACUUCAACAAGCACAUGAAAAUACACGACAAACCGGUGAAGUGCAAGGCCGACGCUAGUUGCAAAGUCACAAAGGCAGAGCAGCGAGACAUGGACCGUCACUACCGAUCCUCGCACAGGGCCUACGCGGCCAGUAAGGGGAUCUUGACUGAAGAUGCCGUAUGCGGCUUCCAAGGUUGCACUUCAAAGUUUACUCGCAAGGAUAAUCUGCUCAAACACUGGAAGAAGUUUCAUGGGUAUGAACGACCAGGGAACUGA